Molecule: messenger RNA, 2735 nt
Organism: Sceloporus undulatus (fence lizard)
Lineage: Eukaryota; Metazoa; Chordata; Lepidosauria; Squamata; Phrynosomatidae
Product: laminin subunit gamma-2-like
Exons: 8
Coding region: 1-1164 (387 amino acids)
Source: RefSeq, a predicted model, not a curated record
AUGUUGGGAACCAAGCGGAUAGAAAAAGCAGCAGGUGUCUUUGGAUAUGAUGAAGUAAAGCUGCUCUCAAGUGAACUGGAAGCUGAUGCUGGCAGGGCCGCAUCUGAUGCUGAUAGAAUCUACCAGAGUAGCCAGUUGCUGCUUGGCUCUCUGGCACGUUUACCGAAGGUUGACACAAGUUUCUUUCAGGAAGAGUCCAGACAGCUCCGGCAGAAAGCAGACUCUUUAUCAGACUUAGUGGAAAUAUACAUGGGAGAAUACAAACGGCUACAAGGCAACAUCCAAAACUGGGAGGAAGAGAUGAAAGAGCUGUUGCAAAAAGGACAAAAUGACAGACUGGUGUCAGUCCAACUGUUAUCUCGUGCCAACCUUGCCAAGAGUAAAGCCCAGCAGGCAAUGAGUGUUGGCAAUGCAACCUUUGAUGAAGUUGAUAACAUCUUGAAGAAUUUGCGGGAGUUUAAUCUUCAAGUAGGAGACAGGCAAGCAGAAGCCAAAGAUGCCAUGCAGAGGCUUCCUCGCAUCAGUAGUAUGGUUGCCAGUGCUAAUGAGAAGACAAGACGUGCAGAAGCAGCCCUGGCCACUGCUGAAACGGAAGCUGGAACAGCCAGGAGAAUGGCAGGAGAAGCAAAGGAGAUUGCUGGUGGCAUUAAUCAGGAGAUAGGACGAUUGGCUUUGGAAGCCAACAGAACAGCAGAUGGAGUGUUAGCCCUGGAACAAGAGAUUGUUUCUCUGCAGAAAGAGGCCAGAGACAUGGAAAAUGAAUUACAAAAGAGGGCACUGGAAAUUGACAUGGAUGCCACCAUGGCUCAGGAAGCUCUUCAGAUGUCACAGAGAGCCAAGGCAAAUGCUGGCAGUGCUGGGAGAGCUGUCCAAGACAUGCUCAGUGCCCUAGAAGGUGUUUUACGUAUGAUGGACCAGCCUGAGGCUUUGGAUGAACAAAGUGUGAACCUGCUUGAGAUGAAUCUCAGUAAAGCCAGAAUAAGACACAGUCAGUUGAAAGAACUCAUGUUCCAGAUGGAGCAAACAGCCAGCCAGCAGAAACGUAAGAUCAAAACACUGGAGAGAAGCAUUACAGAGAUCCUUGCAGAUAUCAAGAAUCUGGAGGAGGUACGGGAUAAUCUCCCUCCAAAGUGUUACAACAUACAACCCAUUGAGAGACCUUGAAGCUUUAUGAGGCAGGGGAAGCAAACUGUCACAUAUUCUUUUGCCAGCUCUUGGACGUAACAUCAAGAUCAGGCAGAUUAUAUGGGGUGAUGCAAGAGAUCCAGCCCUCUGAAAGCUGCAUGUGCUUCCACUGAAUAGACUCUUUUCAAGUUGCAUCACUGUUACAUCACUGCCGUGCAGCCAUUAUUUGGUUGGGACAACACUGAAAGAGAUAGUUAUUCCAGUUGACCAACUCCAGGGGAGAGAACAGUAAACAACCAAGCUGCAUAAUGAAGAAGGUGCCCUGACUUAGUAUGUGGACUCUGUCCAAAACUUGGAUCCAGUAGCUGAAUCUCAACUCUCUACAAUAUUUCAUCCGCCUCUGGUAUACAUUCUCCAGAAUUGGAGAAGGAUGGAUGUUAUACCUGAGGCUUGAAAGAGUUACUUUCUUGGACAGUAGUUCUCAGAAUCCUUAAGGCCCCAUGACCUGUGGCUAUGAAGGCUGUGGGACUGUGGGAGGUACAGUCCAAAAAGGUAAAUCUUCCAAGCACUUGUUUGCAUCCUGUUAAAUUAACUGUCCCAAGUUAUCAGCUCUUGUGUUACCAUGAAUAGCUCUUAACUUUCAUUUCUGCCUUUAGUAUCCCAGAAGAUGCUUUUUCUUAAAAACAAAACAAAACUUUACGUAAUAUAUCUGGAAGUUAUUAACAUUAAUAGAACAAAUGUAGCAUUCUGAAAGCAUAUCUGCACAACACAACUGGUUUAAUAGCCAUUAAUAGCCUAUUAAUUGGUUUAAUAGCCAGUACCUCAGCCCGGGGAUUCUGAGAACUAAUUCUAUAUGGCUUGGGUAGAGAUAUCGAAAUAGAGUGCUCCGUAGUUAGAUCAGACUACCACUCCCAGCAUCCUUUGGGGUGGGGAAAAAACUUUGAGUCAUUCUGUUCAGCUAUAUAAAUAGGUCUACCUUUCUAUAACUACCUUUCUUACUAUGUCUUUUGUUCAUUUGUUCCAGUUUUGCUGUUGAACAUAAUAAAUAAUAAUAAUAAAAUUUAUUUAUAUUUCCCACUUCUCUCUUUGGAUCGAAGCGUGAUUACAGCAGUAAAACAUCUUAAAAUACAUACAUAAUUCAUACAUACAUAAAACAUGUAGGGAUGGGGCAGCAUUUCUGGUUAAUGAGCCAAAUCUAGGUCCUGAAACGAUGGAACGAACUCCAGAGUAGUUUAAGUGGCUCAGGUGGCUUUGCAUGUCUUCAUGUUUCAGACAUGAGUCUAGCCGAAAUUACUUCUUAUGGGGAAGACAAUAUUAUACAGGGUUAUUCCGUUUUUAAAGUUUGUGUUUGCAAUAUUACAAUGUGUGUGUCCAACAAUUGUUCUGGAAUGUGCUUUUUUAAAAAGUGAUUCAGUUCCUUGCCCUCAAACAGUAUGUCAUAGACAAGUGUAAAGGUGCUACUAUGUAUUAUGUAUUAUUGAUGAGAGGGAAGGCCUAAUAAAUAAUGAACUCCCAUGGUUCAAGAAGGCUGCCAUGCUUAUUUCUUCAUUCUGUUUCCCAUUCUGGAGACUUGUGCGGGGGAACAGUUAGGGAAAAAAUUAAUCUGAAUU